AUGUCCGCUGCUGCUGAAGGAGAAACAAGUGCUGACAGGAAUGUUGAAAUAUGGAAGAUCAAAAAGUUGAUCAAAAGUUUGGAGGCAGCUCGAGGCAAUGGCACUAGCAUGAUUUCUCUAAUUAUACCACCAAAAGAUCAAAUAUCAAGGGUAACUAAAAUGUUGGCUGAUGAAUUUGGAACAGCUUCUAAUAUAAAAAGCCGAGUGAACAGAUUAUCUGUUUUAGGCGCAAUCACAUCAGUACAACAGAGAUUGAAACUUUAUACUAAAGUUCCUCCAAAUGGUCUGGUUUCAUAUUGUGGUACCAUAGUAACGGAUGAAGGCAAAGAAAAAAAAGUUAACAUUGACUUUGAGCCAUUUCGACCAAUCAACACAUCUCUCUAUCUAUGCGACAACAAAUUUCACACAGAAGCACUGACUGCACUACUAGCCGAUGACAGUAAAUUUGGUUUCAUUGUGAUGGAUGGAAACUGUGCACUCUUCGGCACUUUGUCUGGCAACACAAGAGAAGUACUUCACAAAUUUUCUGUUGAUCUCCCUAAGAAGCAUGGCAGAGGUGGGCAGUCAGCUCUGAGAUUUGCUCGGUUGAGGAUGGAGAAGAGGCACAAUUAUGUGAGGAAGGUAGCUGAAGUGGCAGUUCAACUGUUCAUCGUAAAUGACAGACCAAACAUUGCUGGUCUCGUUAUGGCUGGAUCUGCUGACUUCAAAACUGAGCUUAGCCAGUCAGACAUGUUUGAUCAGAGAUUGCAGGCAAAGAUUAUCAAGAUUGUUGACGUCUCAUAUGGUGGAGAGAAUGGAUUCAACCAGGCAAUUGAACUUGCAGCCGAAGCACUUGGAAAUGUUAAAUUCAUUCAAGAGAAAAAGCUCAUAGGAAGAUAUUUUGAUGAAAUAUCUCAAGACUCUGGCAAGUAUUGUUUCGGUGUUGCAGACACGCUGAAGGCCUUGGAAAUGGGAGCUGUUGAAAUAUUGAUUGUCUGGGAAAACCUGGACAUUAUUCGUUAUGUUCUCAAGAACAAUGCCACGAAUGAAGAGAAAGUGCUACACUUGAAACCAGAGCAAGAAAAAGAUAAAACAUAUUUCACAGAUGCUGAGACGGGAGUUGAGUUGGAACUGGUUGACAGCGUCUCUCUGCUUGAAUGGUUUGCAAACAACUACAAAGGUUUUGGUGCUACGUUGGAAAUUAUCACAGACAAGUCUCAAGAAGGUGCACAAUUUGUUAAAGGAUUUGGAGGGAUCGGAGGUAUCCUAAGGUACCAAGUGGACUUCCAGGGACUUGAGGCUCUUGAUGAUUUAGGAGUUGAUUUUGAUUUAGAUGACUACUAA
Messenger RNA from Helobdella robusta, 1323 nucleotides. RefSeq lists its product as hypothetical. The coding region runs from base 1 to 1323 and encodes 440 amino acids. The record is from RefSeq and is a predicted model, not a curated record. Gene Ontology annotation, biological process: cytoplasmic translational termination. Gene Ontology annotation, cellular component: translation release factor complex; cytosol. Gene Ontology annotation, molecular function: translation release factor activity, codon specific; sequence-specific mRNA binding. NCBI's taxonomy places the organism in Eukaryota, Metazoa, Annelida, Clitellata, Rhynchobdellida, Glossiphoniidae. The transcript is spliced from 10 exons.